Procambarus clarkii (red swamp crayfish) is the source of this 1618-nucleotide messenger RNA. RefSeq names its product Adenylate kinase 3 (gene Ak3). Gene Ontology annotation, molecular function: ATP binding; AMP kinase activity. Gene Ontology annotation, cellular component: mitochondrion; cytoplasm. The record is from RefSeq and is a predicted model, not a curated record. Gene Ontology annotation, biological process: nucleobase-containing compound metabolic process. NCBI's taxonomy places the organism in Eukaryota, Metazoa, Arthropoda, Malacostraca, Decapoda, Cambaridae.
UGAGUGUGUUUGCUGUGUGUCCUGGCCCUGGUGCCACUUGUGUCCGGUCUAAACCUGGUACACCAGACUCCUCCUCCUCGCCGCUAGGACGAUAUCAAUUUACCUUCCAGCCAUUAUAGCCUUGUACCAACAAUGAGCAAAUUGUUCAGAAUGGUGAUGCUUGGGGCGCCAGGCUCUGGGAAAGGAACAAUAUCAUCGAGGAUUGUCCGAGACUUUGGCCUCAAACACUUGUCCAGCGGUGACCUGCUCAGGUCCCAGGUCCUCCUCAAGACUGAAUUAGGGCUUGCUGCCGAGACGUACAUGAAGGCAGGGAAGCUUGUGCCAGAUGACGUGAUGGUAAAUCUGAUUGCCUCUGAGCUUGCACGUAUGAAGACAACUUCAUGGCUGCUUGAUGGCUUCCCUCGGUCUAGACCACAAGCAGAAGCACUGCAUCAGCAAGAGAAGCUUGACUUGGUACUGAGCCUUGAGGUGCCAGAUGAGGUCAUAAUAGAUCGCAUCAAAGGCCGCUGGACUCACCUACCAUCAGGAAGGAUAUAUCACACAGAAUUUAAUCCACCCAAGGUUUUGGGUGUGGAUGAUGUGACUGGUGAACCACUGGUCCAGCGAGAGGAUGACAAGCCUGAAUCAGUUAAGCAACGUUUGGAUCAGUAUGCUAAAACAACAGGCCCACUGAAAGAAUUUUAUGAAGAUUUGGGAAUUCUUCAGAGUUUCCAUGGCACUGAAUCCAAUGAAAUUUGGCCUCGUGUUCAUAAAUACCUUCAAAAUUACUUGACUGCAUUGAGUGGGCCCUUUUAAAUUCCUUAUUGGCUCAUUAGAAUCAGAAGCUAAUUAGCUUUUGUGAAACUAAAGUCAGUUUUGUGUUGCUACUUUUCUGGCUGUGAUAGCAACAAGAGAGCAUUUUAUUACAUAGUUAUCUAUACUAUAGCAGGCAGUAAAUCUAUCUAUACAUUUGUUCAUCUACUUCUUUUCAAAUUACAUUGGUAACUAAUGCCAGUUAAAUGAUACUUCACUGCGAGCAUAAUUGUCAUUUGUGGUACAAUAUAUUGUAUUUUUUUUCUUUUAAUGAAGCAUGGAGGAAUAGGUUUUUAAUGUAUAUAUUUAAGGUAUAAUAAUUGUACCUUUAUAUAGCUGUGUGGUGUUAUCAAAAUCCCCAGAGAGAGAUCUGGUGAUUUAUGAUGCAGCACAUGAAUUUCCUGUGUAAUAGAGUAUUGUUAAAAGUUUGACUGCUGACUUGUAAUGCAAUAUGUUUAUUUAAAGUUGUUGAUAUUUCAAAUGUAUAUUUUUAUAAGCUAUUCUCAUCUUUAUAAAUUAUACAUUAUUUAGUUGUUUUGAUCAAAAGCUAGUGUUUCUGAAAAGUAGACUUUAUAUUUGAUAACUAUAAUGAACAACUAGUCUUUCUAGGGCAUGUAUAUAAAUAUGUCAAAUACUAUUCUUGGAAACACAAGACUCUCCAUGUAAAACUCAAAAUAUAUUUUAAUGUAAUUUGACAUUAAACUUAUUAAACCUGCAGUCUCUGUUUGAUAUAUUAUGUUGUUUAUCUAGCUACAGUAAUUGUAUUAUACUUAUUGAGAAUUAUUGUUCUGAUUGCCAUGGAUAAUAAAAGUUAUAUAUUUUAAUA